AUGGCAUCUCAUGCUACUUUACCCCUUGAGCUUCGCCUCGAUAUCUACGAGAGAUGUCUCGCACAUUGCUUUGAUGCGCCUGGAAUCUGCAUGUUCCCUGGGAUGUCAUUUGACGAGAGUGACUUGAUCCAGUCGCACCUCCUCCACCUCCUGCGCAUCCUGCGCUGGCGUUUGUUUCGGGUGUCGUUUGGGUUUUCGCACCCGUUUUCGGAUGGUAUAGAGUACGUCCGAGAAGGAAAGGUCAAGCUACCAGUCCCUUCUGUCCUACAGGCUGAGUCGGGCGACGUUCGCUCUCAUCUCCUGAAGUGGCUCGCCAAGCACAGGGGCAUAAAACCGGGCAAGAGUGCACCAACUCUGAGAUUUCGUGAUCGAGCGUAUAUACCCGAGCACGACUUUCUUUACCUGGAAAGUCCCAGAAAGGUACAAGAGUUCUCUAAAAUUCUUGACCCGAAAGACCCCAGCAGCAUAUGCGGCAUCUUCGGGCCCAGAAUCCGCCGAAUCGCUCUGCCCGCGUCUAUCCGCCACACGGAAUCCCUGCCCCUCUUCCUCUUCCUCCAAAGGCUGGACACUCUCCCUGGUCUGAGAGAGUUGGCGUUCGCUUUCGUGGAGCUUGAUCACGGAGAGCUCAAAAUCAUCGACUCAGUUCCCAAGACGGACCCCGCUGCCUACACCCUUGAGCGACUUGGCGACGGCGACAUUCCGGACUACCGCAGGAAACUCAGCAGAUCGAUCGAGGGGCUCGAGACGUUCAUUCGGCCCAUGCUCGGGGGUCAUUCGAGGAACCUCAAGAUCACUGCAUGCAAGAUGAUACCCCGAUGUUAA
Molecule: messenger RNA, 822 nt
Organism: Diaporthe citri
Lineage: Eukaryota; Fungi; Ascomycota; Sordariomycetes; Diaporthales; Diaporthaceae
Exons: 1
Coding region: 1-822 (273 amino acids)
Source: RefSeq, a predicted model, not a curated record